Messenger RNA from Helianthus annuus (common sunflower), 1494 nucleotides. Its product is annotated as leucine-rich repeat extensin-like protein 3. Bases 1 to 1494 code for a protein of 497 amino acids. The record is from RefSeq and is a predicted model, not a curated record. The transcript has 2 exons. Lineage: Eukaryota; Viridiplantae; Streptophyta; Magnoliopsida; Asterales; Asteraceae.
AUGUCAUCUUCUUCAGAUACUGGAGUGUCAGACACACUGGAUCCUAUAGCGAUAGUAUCAGACGACGAGAUUCUCCCUGAGGGCGAGGUUUAUACAUCGGACACCACAAGUACAAACGAGGAUGAUUUCCAGCCAUUUGCCCUACCGGACUUUGGGGAUGAUAUGCCUUUAGCUGAUGGUCUUUUUGACGGGGAUCUACCUCUCAUUCAGAUCCCUGCUCCUCUUCCUCUCACUGCAGUUUCUGUUGAGGAUCUGCCGCUUGACGCGUUAUCUGAUGAUGACAUCGAUCUAUCCAUCGAGGGUCCACCGGAAGGUGACCAGGAUGGUGGGGCCCUGAUGGAUGACGAUAUUCUGGUUGACGACCUUGUUUUUCCUGUUGUUGAGGUUCCUGAUAUGGAGCGAUACCCCACAGACACCGAUACCGACACUGCCAUGUCUGAGGCGCCCGUUCCGCAGCUGGGUUUUGGGUUCAUCCCUGACUUUCCACAUGAUUUUGAUUCCGACCAGGAGGUCGAGUUUAUCCCUGAGGAGCAGCCUGUUGAGGCCCCUGUUGUUCCAGAUGAUCAGCACCUUGAUAUACCUGCGGAUCAUGAGCUUGCCCCCGUUGAUCCAGAGCCUGUGAUAGCUCCAGAGCCUGUCAUUGCUCACGACCCUUUACUUGUGCACGACCCUAUUCCUGAUGAUGCACCAGUCGUUGCACCACCCGUUGUUGAUGUUCCAGUCAUCGUGCCACCAGUUGUUGAUGUUCCUGUUGUUGUUGCACCUCUGCCCGACCCGGCCCCUGUGUUUGUGGACCGUGCACCUUUUGCAACACACGUCGAUCCUAGAUAUGCUGACACCCAUAAUGGGUGGAUUGAGGAUGAUGAUGAUUAUCCUCCUUUUGUUCUACCAGUCACUCCCCCUGCUGCACCUGUAUUUGUACCUGUUGAUAUCCCACAGUAUCACCCUCAUGUGUCAGACGUCCACCGCACAGACUUACCCAUCACUUUUCUCCAGGACAUUCCUCCUCCCCAUCCAGGGGAAGGACCUUCUACUCAGGACCACGAUCACAUGCCAUUGAUGACAGCACGCUUUCCAUUUAUGCCCCCUUUUGCAUCAGCUGCACACACUGCAUCUCCCUUUGCACCCUCGAGCGAGCCAUUUAUGUGGUCUUCGCCCAAUGUCAUGCCUUUAUCAGAUCCAUACCAUCCUUUUCAGGUUGGAUAUACAGCGGAUGAUAUACUUAUAUCCCUGCAGUUGCAGCAGGAUGCGUUGCGCCGUCGAGUCCAGGAGCUGGAGAGGAUCCCGCGUCCUUCCCCUUGUCAUUGUCAGUCCCCAUUUGCGACACCACCAGCUCCUCUCCUACCGUACCCUGAUUCUGAUGUCCGCUUCCUCACUACAGAGCAGCAGAUUGCUUACCUGUCGCGCGUUAUCCAUGCACUCGAGGAGGAUUUGGUGCAUUUGCGCCGUUUACUUUUCAUUCCUCCACCUCCUCCUCCUCCCCCAUCAGCUUGA